UAGAGAGGACAGAGACAAGUGAGAGAGGGUAGGCACAGCGAUAAAAAAAUCUGGGUGUUGAUGAGAUAAAAAAUAUGCAACCACCGUAUCCAUAUUUUAACACCAACCAGACAAACACGUCUGCUUUUAGUGAGUCAGGGCUAAAAAUACUGACAUAAUUAAAUUGACCAUUAGGGGGCAACAAAAGUCUGGUUCCUCACUGCGAGCCAAUGGCCACUUGCGGCGCACGAAGGGCCCCUGCUAAUAGCAUACCAGACCCUUCACACCUUCACAUUACCUGGUGAUAAACACGCAUGAUAUGGGCUGUGGACCACACAGGACGUGUGCGUUUGUGUGUGUGUGUGUGUGUGUGUGUGUGUGUGUGUGUGUGUGUGUGUGUCUGCUCCAGGUGAUCUACAAGAAUGACGCUCUCAAACUUGUGUUUGAAUAUCAAGAGUUGAUCAAAGACAAACGAAUAGCCUGACUAGUCUUUCUUGACCCCACUGUGAGUGUUAAUGCAAAUGUUUGGGUAUAAAACAUAUAUAGACUUGGAAACAGCUGAUGGACUUGGGAGAACAAAUUUAAAAUGGUGACUUUGUGAACACAAGUGUGUUUUUGUCAACUUUUUGUAUUAAAGUAAUGUUCUUAUUUCAGUGGUUUCCAUUUGAGUUAUUAAAAGGCCUAUUCUGUAGAUUGCAAUAAAAACAAAUCCAGUUGCCUGCGACGACGAAUCAACAUCAGGUACCACCUCUGAUGUCACAAAGAUGUCACAAAGGUCUCAAAGAUGUCACAAAGGCCGGUCGGAACCCGACGGGCCUUUGUGACAUCACGGCCUCUAUAUAAGUCCCCGUUCCUCGGUCCAGUCCUCAGUGGUGAUCAGAGAGCGACGAAGAGCAGCCAAAUCAAUAACCAGUGACAGCAACAAUCUGAGAGAUCCACGAUGGGGAAGAACAGACGCAUCAAGAGGCAGGAAGGAGACCAGGAGAGAGACCAGGAGACCCUGAGUGGGGACUCCUCGUCGUCCCCCGGAGGACAGCGUCCGGCACAGGAGGAAGAGGCCACCCCCGAUCCGGACUCCUCCUCCCCCUCUCCGGACCCCCCCCCGCCCCGUCAGGUCUCCACCUCGUCUCGAAACAAAGAACGUCUGAGACAGGUGGUGAACAGAUGGUUGGAGACCAAUGAGGAGGAGGAUGACCCGGACCAAGGCCAGACCCCCCUGGACCAAGACCAGACCGCCCCGGACCAGGGCCAGACCGCCCCGGACCAGGGCCAGACCGCCCCGGACCAGGGCCAGACCGCCCCGGACGAAGGCCAGACCACCCCGGACCAGGGCCAGACCGCCCCGGACCAGGGCCAGACCACCCCGGACGAAACCCAGACCGCCCCGGACCAGGGCCAGACCGCCCCGGACCAGGGCCAGACCGCCCCGGACCAGGGCCAGACCGCACCGGACGAAACCCAGACCGCCCCGGACGAAACCCAGACCGCCCCGGACCAAGACCAGACCGCCGAUGAACCUGAACCCCAACGCCAGGGAGAAGGCUCAGGCCCUUUCGUGGCCUGGCUGCAUCAGACCGCAGACGGGCCCCCCAGGAAGGACCUGGCCCAGGUCGUGGGGAACCUUAAGGUCCGGGUGAAGGGGGUCAGGAAGCUGAGGGUGGAAACAGAAACCAUGGACCCAGGCCAGACCGCCGAGGACCCAAACCAGCUCCCCAAUGUGCCUGACAGCCCCCCCACAAAGCCCCUGGCCCAGGUCAUGGGGAACCUGAGGUUCGGGCUGAAGGGCUUCCAAAAGCUGAGGGUUAAACCAGCAUCCACCUCCCGGCUUGAUGAGGAGAAGCCUUUGGGCCAACCUUCAGGCCGGAGCCCCUUGCCUGGCCAGACCGCCCCGGACCGAGGCCAGACCGCCCCGGACCCAAGCCAGAUCCCCGAGGAACCUGAACCCCAACACCAGGGAGAAGGCUCAGGCCCUUUCGUGGCCUGGCUGCAUCAGACCGCAGACGGGCCCCCCAGGAAGGACCUGGCCCAGGUCAUGGGGAACCUGAAGGUCCGGGUGAAGGGGGUCAGGAAGCUGAGGGCGGAAAGAGAAACCAUGGACCCAGGCCAGACUGCCCAGGACCCAAACCAGCUCCCCAAUGUGCCUGACAGCCCCCCCACAAAGGCCCUGGCCCAGGUCAUGGGGAACCUUCGGUUCCGGGUGAAGGGCCUCAAAAAGAAGAGGGUUCAAGCACCAACCACCUCCCGGCUCGAUGAGGAGAAGCCUUUGGGCCACCCAUCAGGCCGGAGCCCCUUCCCUGGCCAGACCACCCCGGACCAAGGCCAGACCGCCCCGGACCCAAGCCAGAUCCCUGAGGAACCUGCAGACAGGGCCCCGACAAAGGACCUGUCCCAGGUCUUGGGGAACGUGAGGGUCCGGGUGAGGGCACCAAGAAAGAAGAGGGUCAAAACUGAUACCACCGCCCUGACGGAGCAGGAGGGGGAGAAGCCUUUGGGCCGCCCUUCACGCCAGAACCCCUUUAGGCGCAUCAAGAUGGCCUGGGCCGACCCAAAGGCCGUCAUCACCACCGUCGCCCCCCCGAACACCCCUGAGCAUCAGGAUCUGGUCAUCGAGGCCGAGGAGGAGGGGGAAGCCACAGCUCAGGUUGAGAGGACGGGCCUCAGGCCCCCCGUCAACAAGUGGCUGAACCGUAGAAUGAAGGAAAUGUCCACAUUCGCGGCCCGGUUCCAGUGUGGGUCGUGUGUGCACUAAGAAAAAAAAAAAGAAAGAAAAAAAAAUAGCAUAAAAACAAAAAAAAAGAUAAAAUGUUUAACGGCGCCACUGUACAGACAAAGUAUGCACGUCAAACAUCUGAUGGCGCCCGACCAAGUCCACAUCGAUGUGAAGUCACACAGGAGGGAAACCCCAGCUUUGUCUGAGCCCGGGUGAAUUUAAACAAAGUAAUGAAACAUCUGAUGGGACUCAACCAAGUCCUCAUCGAUGUUGCUUCACACUGAGGUGUGUCAUACUUUGUUUAAAUUCACCUACGCUAGGACAAAGCUGGGGUUUCACUCCAGUGGGUUGUCACAUCGAUGUGGACCUGGGCUGGUCUUAUCCGAUGUUUGACGUCCAUACUUUGUCUGGGCCCAGGUGAAUUGAAACAAAGUAUGUACGUCAAACAACUGAAGUGACCCGACCAGGUCGACAUCGAUGUGACAUCACACAGGAGUGAAACCCAAGCUUUGUCUGAGCCCGGGUGAAUUUAAACAAAGUAGUCAUCUGAUGGGACUCAACCAAGUCCUCAUCGGUGUAACAUCACACUGAGGUGUGUAAUACUUUGUUUAAAUUCACCUGCGCUUGGACCCAGCUGCGGUUUCCCUCCAGUGUGAUGUCACAUCGACGUGGACUUGGUCGGGUCCCAUCCGAUGUUGGACGUACAUACUUUGUUUCAAUUCGCCUGGGCCCAACUGCAAUUCAUGCAUA
This is a messenger RNA of Gadus macrocephalus (Pacific cod), 3439 nucleotides long. Its product is annotated as basic salivary proline-rich protein 1-like. Bases 920 to 2728 code for a protein of 602 amino acids. NCBI's taxonomy places the organism in Eukaryota, Metazoa, Chordata, Actinopteri, Gadiformes, Gadidae. The record is from RefSeq and is a predicted model, not a curated record. The transcript has 8 exons.